AUGGUGAAACCAGGGCUCCCGGGUUCUCCGUCAGGCAGUGACCAUGCCGACAAUGAACCUCCCAUCAUCGCCCAAGCCACGACACCCUCAACCACCAAACAACACCGCACCUUCCGGUCCUUCAUCUGGGACACAGACACCCACCUCAAAACCCCCGAAGAGCGCAAGUUACUCCUCAAACUCGACUGGUCCAUCCUCAGCAUCGGCUGUCUCGGCUUCUUCAUGAAAUACCUCGAUCAAGGCAACAUCGCCAACGCCUACGUAUCCGGCAUGCAGGAAGACCUCGCCAUGCGCGGCAACGAGUACACCUACGCCGUGACCGCCUACACCUGCGCCUACGCCGCCAUGCAGAUCCCCAGCACCCUCGUCAUCCAGCGCAUCCGCCCGAGCGUCUGGCUGGCCCUCAUGGAGGUCGGCUGGGGCACGUGGACCUUCGCCCAGGCGGGGAUGCGGAGUUCCGCCCAGCUGUAUGCGUUUCGCUUCCUGGUGGGCCUGUUUGAGAGCUCGUUUUUCCCGGCCCUGCUGUAUGUGCUUGGGAGCUGGUAUACCAGGACUGAGUUGGCUAAGCGGGUGGCUCUCUUCCAUAUGACGGCUCCACUGGGGAGUGCUUUUGGAGGGUACUUGCAGGCGGCGGUGUAUACUAACUUGAAUGGUGUUCAUGGACUUGCGGGCUGGAGGUGGCUGUAUAUCAUCUGUGGAUGCAUGACGGUCCCUGUUGGACUCGCAACGUACAUUUUCCUUCCGGACACUCCCUACACUACAAGAGCCUGGUUUCUCACCGAGAGUGAACGGGAGCUUGCUAAAGAGCGAGUGAUCAGAGCAGGCAAGGCGGCACCUGUAAGGGUGACGCUUGCGACGUUCAAGAGGAUUCUGUCUUCGUGGAAGUGGCACGCUUUUGUGCUGGGAUACGUGCUAUACGGGUCAUCGUGCGGCGGCAAUGGAUACUUUGGCAUCUGGCUCAAGUCUGAGCAUUUCUCUGUUGUCGACAGGAAUGUCAUCCCUACUGGAACUUCAUUGAUCUCGGCGACAUGUGUUGUCCUCUGGGGAUUCCUGUCGGAUUAUACGGGGAGCAGGUUCGCAUGGGUGCUGAGCCCUCUGAUUCUUGGACUUAUCCCCAACGGAAUUCUGGCAUUCUGGCCAUCGGGAAUUGCGGUGAAGGAGUUUGCUUUCUUGACUGUCAACAUACAUCUCAUGACAGCCGUGUUCUACUCCUGGGCCAACGAGGUUUGUGCCGGUGAUAAUGAAGAGCGUGCAGUCGUCAUCAGUAGCAUGAACGGCUUCCAGUACGCCGUUGCCGCCUGGCUACCAAUUGUCAUUUUCCCACAGACUAUGGCCCCAACCUUCCGAUACGGUUUCCCGACAACCUUUGGGCUCGUCAUUGCUGCGAUCAUUGGCGUCGUCGCGAUUCAACUAUUUGUCCUGCAUGACAACCGAAAAGCACGUCGAUCAUCCACCGACAGUGAGGAAGGCGUCACUUCCGCGGUUAUCAGGGCUGGGAUCAAAGAUGGAGAGCAAGGCUGA
This is a messenger RNA of Phialemonium atrogriseum, 1521 nucleotides long. RefSeq names its product pantothenate transporter liz1. Gene Ontology annotation, molecular function: transmembrane transporter activity. The transcript has 6 exons. Gene Ontology annotation, biological process: transmembrane transport. NCBI's taxonomy places the organism in Eukaryota, Fungi, Ascomycota, Sordariomycetes, Cephalothecales, Cephalothecaceae. Gene Ontology annotation, cellular component: membrane. The coding region runs from base 1 to 1521 and encodes 506 amino acids. The record is from RefSeq and is a predicted model, not a curated record.